This is a messenger RNA of Anopheles marshallii, 7797 nucleotides long. It is a transcript of the gene Set2, whose product is annotated as probable histone-lysine N-methyltransferase CG1716. The transcript is spliced from 5 exons. NCBI's taxonomy places the organism in Eukaryota, Metazoa, Arthropoda, Insecta, Diptera, Culicidae. Gene Ontology annotation, cellular component: chromosome; nucleus. The record is from RefSeq and is a predicted model, not a curated record. Bases 1 to 7797 code for a protein of 2598 amino acids. Gene Ontology annotation, molecular function: histone H3K36 methyltransferase activity; protein binding. Gene Ontology annotation, biological process: regulation of DNA-templated transcription.
AUGGGGCGUAAGCGCGGAUCUGGAACAAAGAUGCCCGCUGGAGGAAGAACGAUGGAGUUGGCCGGAGAAUCAUCCGACAGUAGAAGCCGCAGCAGUGAUAGCGGAGGACGUUCAGAAUCCGUCACGCCGGUGCAGGAAAUUUUGCUGUCCAAUGUUGGCCGUGGUCGUAAAAGGGGCAGAGGUGCGGGUCGAGGCGGACGUGGACGAGGUGCACGGAGUAGUACAAUCAUGCAGAGCGUGGAAACGCCCGUGUCGCAAUUAACCGGAGAACACACUUUCGGUGACGGUGAUGACCAGAUGGUGGAAAUGAUUGAGAUAUUGGACGAUGAGACGAGCAAAUCACUCGAAGGAAUGGACGAACAUGAUUCGGUUGUUGUGCAGGAAGAGAUCACGACUGGAGCGAUAUCGGAGGAAGUGCAGCUGCUAGAUUGUGAAGCAAUUGAAGGUGAGACAAUUGUCAUUACAGAGGAGACCGUAGUAGACGAUGGAACUAAUAGAACGGUAUUGGUGGACGGAGAAACGUUGGUGUACAUCGAGGACGAGACUGCCAGUGGUGAAACCGACGCAGCAGACAGUGCUGCCGGUACGAGGAAAUCGAAAAGGCAGGUAAAGGCAACGAACAAAUUCCGCGACUUUGUUGUGGAUGCUCUCCUGCCGAUGAAUCAGCCCGUGCGUACCUAUUCCAGCGUCAAGUCACCGAAAAGAGUGCCGUCGAUAAGUGGAGUACAGCCAGGAACAAGCAAACAGCACCGAACGUCCAUUCCAAACGUAACGCCGUAUGAAGUGGUCAGCGAUGUAACACCGACAACAUCUGCGGUUCGUGUGGGAUCGACGAGUGCCAAAAGGGGUAGAAAAAAGCGAUCGGUCGUUAAUACCAUACUGGAUAUAGCAACCGUUGAUCCAACCGAUGAGACCAUUCAGCUCCCGCAGCCGGAAGAGAGGAAUAACACAUUAAUCUCACUCCGGAUCGAUGGAACAGUGUUUGGCGAUGACGAUAGUAUACAUAGCUCCAGCUCGCAGGAACUCAGCGAAACGACCCUUCCCGUGAGCACCGGUGCAAAGGGUAGAAAGCCACGGGGAGGUUUGACAAGCAGUGAAUCUGAACGUCCUGCUGGUUCUACGUUCAUCAGACGAUCGUAUAAAACUUCUCACGCUGCAAACUCUCUUUUAGAUGCGAAGUUGGAUGAUUCUGCUGCCGAUAUGGAGUCGAUGAUAUUUGAAGGCAAAGAUCACCAAACGGCUAGCGUUCUUGAACCGGUUGUAGAUGAUGACGAUGUAAUUGUGCUGCAAGCUGAUGAAAUUAUCAACGAUUCGUUGGAGAGACCGACGUCCGGUAGAGGUAGUCGGGGCGGACGUGGUAGUCGUGGAGGACGUGGAUCGCGGGGUGGUCGCGGUAGUCGCGGAGGUCGAGGAAGCCGUGGAGGACGUGGAAGCCGGGGAAGAGGAGCUACCAGAGGAGUAGGAACAAGCAGAAGUAUUACUAACGAUGAAUCGUUGGAUGCGGGUGGGGUUGCUGAUGUAGCACCAGAUGAUACAGCAUUGUCGAAGAAGGAGUCUGCAGAGAUUGUGACUGUUGCUAUGGAAAAUGUUCUCGAGUUACCUCAAGCUCAGAGUGUAUCGAUUGUAUCAAUGGAUGAACAGACUUUGAUGCAAAGUGAACCUAUUCAACCCUCACUAAGUGAUGGUAUCCAAGCAAAAGAAACUGCCGAUAAAGUGUAUCCCUCAAUCGAGCCCCCAAGUGUAUCCCCCAAAGUGUCUUCAAAGGUCACAUUUGUAGAGCCUGAGGCACAGGUUGAAAGUGCAAAUAUCGAGAAGUGUAUCGAAGAAGAGGUUAGCUUAUCUCGGUCAUUGCCAUCAGACGAUCAACUGGACCAUAUUAAGUCUGAAAAAUCAAUGGAAGAACAAAAGUCAGAUGAUGUAACAAAAAUAGAAUCAGAUGCACACGAUCUGACAAAAGAAAGACAAACUGUAAAUCAAUUAUCAUCGGAUCGGGUCAUCGCUGGGGAUGGAGACAAAUGUGAACGAGAGGAUCAUUCGCUUAAACAAGAAGUAACCAAAAAAGAAAAGCGAGAACAGGAGACGAAGCCGAGUGAUGUGGGAAUAGCAAAAAAGAGCCCAGGAAAAGAACGGUUGUCAAAGGAUUCACCUGCUAGCAAAGACAAACAUCGUUCAGAAAAAUCCACUCAUGAUGAGGAACGUCCACGCGACCCUCGUAAAAAGGAAAAGAAGCGAGUGGACGAGGAUAGUCGUAAGAGAACACAUUCGAAGGAACGCAAUGAUGAUAAACACGAUCGACGUCACGGAAACGAUUCGGGACGUACAAAAGAUGAUCGAAAAUUAAGCUUCGAAAAGGUAUCUUCGGAUAAAUAUGGUGCGGAGCGAGAAGCGAAUGUAAAUAUGUCAACGAGCGAAGAGAAGGCUAAAAAGAAACAUGGGGACAAGAAAUCAACCGAAACAACAGUUAUUGCGGAACCGAAGGAUACGAGCGGUUCAGCAGAAAGCACCUCGAACAGCAAGAAACGUUCCUCGGUGGUUCCACCGCGUCCGGAUAAACCUAAAAAAUGCUUUGAAUCGGAACUGAUCGCACUGGAACUGCAACCAAUAUCGCGUAAGACGACCGAUGAUUCUCGCCGACGCGGAGAGACUAAAGAACGCGAUGACUCUUCGUCUUCAUCUUCAUCGCAUCGCAAGGAACAUAAGCAUAGCAAGCACAAGAGCCCGAAGUCAUCAUCCUCCUCCGAAAUGAUGCCGCGUAAGUUGGAGUUUGGUGCGGGCGGAAGUAGCAGCAACCAAAAAUCAAAUCGUCCGAAGGCAGAGGAAGAGAAACAUCGUGCCGAAGCGGAUAGGGAACGUAGUCGGAAAAGCAUUUCCGGUGGUUUUUUGCAAGAGGAAACCCAUCGCGAUCGUUCGCUAACGAAGAAAUCCAAAUCGAAAGAUAAAAGAGAUUCAUCCAAAUCGAAGAGCGUCGAAGUUCCUGUGGAAAAAGCUACUGCUUCGGUAGAGAAACGCGUUAUAGAAAGUCCGCAUAAGAAAAUCGAGGAACAAACUGUUGCGCUAGCACCUGAUAAUAUCCCGAAUGCAAAGCAGCUCGCUGAUAUUCAUAGAACAUCUCCCGAAGCGCCCAAAAUCGUCACAAAAGCAUCAUUAAAGAUGUACAAAAUGGAGGAAAUCGUAAAGGCAACCGUAGAAACAGAUCAGGCGCCGCCACCAUGCUUAACAAAGUCAGCAGAAAAAGCAAUACCUGAGAUGGUCGAAAUGAAGGAAGAGGAGAAAGAAAUAAUUCUUUCGCUGAAAGAAGAACCACCAGCCAUUGAGCCGGUGUCAGUAGAAAGUAGAGUAGAGUCAGAAGAAUUGAAAUAUCCCAUCACAACCAAAGCGGACAUAGAGGAGGAAGAAAUAUUCAGUGAGGCGGAAACACUACGCUCGGAUUCGAUGGCAGGAUUGUCGGACAACGAAGGCACCUUCCUUUCCAGUGGUGGUUUGCCAUCAGAAGAUGACUCCGGUGUUCGUAGCAGUGCUAGUUCUCCGUUUGAGUUGAUGUCCUGCGAAGAAACGACUCCAGCUAGUAGUGGGGCAGUACCAACGGUUCAAGCAGUUCGCGAUCAGGACCGUGACUCACAGCGAGUCGACAAGGUACGAUUAGUGGAAAGUUACAUUGAUGAUGGAGUUAUCCGCCGCUCUACACGUAUCAAGACGAUCAGCUCGCAGAAACAACGCACGAGUGGUCAUGGUUUGGUGCGUGAUAAGGACAGAUUAAUGAAGAAAUCGAAUAUUUCGAUUGGAUAUGACGCGUAUGCAGCGCCAUCUGGCGGUAUUAGCGAUGUAGGAUAUUCGAUGGGGGAGCUGGGAAUGCAAGGCGGGCAGCUAGUGCCGGGUGGUGGCGCUGGUAGUGCUAGUGGUCCAGCUUGGCCCGUCAUUGCCAACGAAGGGGAUAGUGUAAAUGUCGAACUUUCGGAAGAAUAUUUGCGCGAUAUGGAAGAAAAGCUGAGUCGAUUCGAGACGAUACGCGAGAAUAUCUAUCACAGCGAUCGGAUUGUGAGUAAGGAAGCGAAAAAGAUGACCUGUGAUUGUUUUCUCACGUCGGAGGAGAUCGAACGGGGUGAACACGGGUGUGGAGAGGACUGUCUCAAUCGGUUGCUGAUGAUCGAGUGUGGAUCACGCUGUACGGUUGGAGACCGGUGCACAAAUCGUCGGUUUCAGCGACAGGAGUACGCUCACUGUCAGGUGUUCCGCACGGAGAAGAAGGGCUUCGGCAUACAGGCGAGUACACCGAUCGCACCUGGUGAGUUCAUCAUGGAGUACGUGGGGGAGGUAUUGAACAGUGCGCAGUUCGACGAACGGGCCGAGGUAUACUCGCGUGAAAAAAACAAGCACUACUACUUCAUGGCACUGCGGAGCGAUGGGAUCAUUGAUGCCACCACCAAGGGCAAUAUCUCGCGGUUCAUCAACCAUUCGUGCGAUCCGAACGCCGAAACGCAAAAGUGGACUGUUAACGGUGAGCUGCGCAUCGGUUUCUUUUGUACGAAAUACAUCCUGCCCGGUGAGGAGAUCACUUUCGAUUAUCAGUUUCAGCGAUACGGACGCAAGGCGCAAAAGUGUUACUGUGAGGCGGAAACCUGCCGCGGUUGGAUCGGCGCGAAACCAACCGGAGAGGGAGCAGAUUCGGACUACGAAGAGGUUGACGAUGAUGAUGAAGAGGAUGAGGGUGAGGAAGAGGACGAGAGCGAAGAAGAAGGCGAAGGUCAGAAGCAUGAUCAGGAUGGAACGGCAGCCUUAGAUGGGCCAACGGUUCAAUCGGGUGGUAAAGCCUCAAAAAGUGCUCUUGUAACAGCGAUUAACGAACGAGGGGACGGAUUAAAAUCUGAGCUAGAAUCGGGCAUUGGAUCGACCGCGGUAGCAGCCACGGCGCUGCCAGUGAAGGCGAAAAAAGCGCGCAAGAAACGCACAACGAUUCGCAAGAAGCGUCGUCUCGAAAUCCACGAGGAUCCAGAUCUGGAUGAAGAAAUUAAUAAUCUGCUAAAGACGGGACUCAAGAACCAAGCGCACACGCUUAAACUGUCUCGAUUGAUGGUGCGCGCGAAGGAUAUCAAAUCGCGCAGCAGACUGCUAACGUUGCUUCAGAGCGGUGAACUACCUUGCCGUCGUCUGUUCCUUGAUUACCACGGGUUACGAUUACUGUACGGUUGGAUCUGCGAGUCAACCGAAUCGAUCGAAGAUCUCAAGUUCCGCAUACAAAUUUUGGACACACUAGAUGGGCUGCCCAUCUCUAACAAGACGAUGCUGAAGGACAGUAAAAUACUGCACACUGUAGAAAAGUGGGCCCGUGUAGAGAAAGGAAAACAUCCGGUCGGACCCAUAGAACCAAAGGAAGAACCUGUGCCGAUUGCGCUGACGGUUGAGAAGAGCGAAAAGGAAGUAUCGCGUACUAGUUCACCGAGUGACAAUAGUAAUGGGGCGGGAAGUGAUAGCAGCAACCAGGCAGCAGCCGACAGACAACAGCAAGCAUCGAAAAAGGACGUGCUUGGAAGUGUGGAGGUACUGAAAAACAUGCCCGAACUGUUGAAGCUGGCUGAUUUGGGGAAGUUGAAAGAGAUUAUCAGCACGUGCGAUAAGGAGGUGGAAAAUAAGGAGAAAGCAGCUGCUGCGGCCGCCGCGGCUGCUGCAGCAGCUGCGUCAACCGCAUCAGAUUCAAUUGCCGCUAGCGUCCUGCUGUCGGACAUCAAGAUCCCCGAACCGGAAGACGAGAAUGCGCCGGAAGAGCAGCGUCUUGGCACGCAGAUUCGUAUUCUUUGCUGCAAGCUGCUGAUUAGCUGGAUGAACUUGAAGGAAGUGUUCCGCAUUCCGAAGAAGGAACGUAUCGAGCAGAUGAAGGAGCACGAACGGGAAGCGGAUAUGCGGUACCAGGCAUUGGGAUUGGAAAGUGAUGAGAAGGAUGACAAGCACCACCGUCAUCGGGAUAGCCGUGGAUGGGGCGACAGCCGUGGAUUGCGUGGAAGUGAACCCAAACGGCGUCGCUCACUGGACGAUCGCGAUGGUCCGUAUGGGUUGAACAGUAAGCUAAAGAGACCGCCCCCGGGUGUGCCCGGUGCGGGAGGCUAUAUUCCACUCAAACAGGACAACCUGUCCAAGCAGCAACGGCGGCAUCUAUUCGAGAUGAAAGUAGCCCAUGAGGAGGCGGAAAGGCGCAAAAAGGAGAUGUGGAUGAUGCAUGAGAAUGCAUGCUUACGAUUCGGGCUGAAUCCGCACAUGACCGUACCGAUGGACAUCCCGGUGCGCAUGAACCCGGCUACCGGUGAAUACUUUUCUGAGGACGAUCGUCUGCUUCCGACACCACCCAGCCAUGCGUACUUCAAGAUCCAACCACCGCCGAUGUCGACGAAUCCGGACGAUUAUGAGCUGCCUCCGAUGAAGUUACCACCCUACUGGCGCUUUGCGAUUGAUCCAUUUGGUCGGAUUUAUUACUUUCACGUGAAGGAGCGCGUCCCGCAAUGGGAACCACCAAAGAAGCCGGGUCGAAGCCGGGUGGGUGCCUUUGCCGACGAGGACUUUUCGAUAAGCUCGGACUCUAGCACGACCGACACGUGUGAUUCGAGCGAAGAGGAAUUGGCCAUACAGCUGGAACAGUUGCUGAAAAAGAAACGCAAACAGCAGUCUAGUUUUAAUUUAGAUGAUGUUUUAGCGAAACCGGACGACAUGAAUGACGAUAUGUCGAAGGUGUCAGUGAAGCGCGAAUCCGGCGAAGGUUCACCGCAGAUGCUAACGCUGGAGGAGAUAUUUGGGGAAACUACUACGAACACCAGCACGCCCGAUGAAGCCACCUUGCAACAGCUGCUUCCAAGGAGGAAAAAGAAACACAGCACAAAACUGGUACAGGCGCGCAUCAUUAGUCCCCGAACGGAGGAGGACAAGCAGUAUGGCCAGAUGGAAAUGAAGCGGUAUAAAGAAACGAAGGAAAAGCUGCGCAAACGUAAGGAAGAAGCGAAGCGGUUACGGGCUCGAAGCGUGUUCUCCAAAUCACUUGCCGAUAAUCCGUUUGGUGGUCCGCUGGACAAAGCAUCGCUGGCAGCGAGUACGACAGCGACGGAUGUAGCCGGUAGCAGUGGCAUCGGUGUUGGCGUAGGUGUCGCCGGUGAUGGUUCGCUGAUGGACGAUGAUCUUGUCGUUUCGCACAAGAUCGUCGAGGACAAGUGCAUCGUGGAUGAGCUUGAUAUACUGACCAAAAAGAAAAAGAUCUCACCGUACGAAGAGUGGAAGAAGGUACAGCAACGGCUGGGCAAGAAGCGCAAAUCAGCAGAAGAGACGAGCGAGAGUGCGGUUGGUAGUGGUGGUGGUGGUAGUGGAGGAGGAGGCGGUGCAUCUUCUAGUGGUGUGGGAGGAGUGACACCUGUGCAGAGUACCGAUGGCUCAAGCACAUCCGCCGCGGCGUUGGCCAAGCUGGCGAAACGUAAAAAAUCGAGUAAGGGUGAUUUGAACAGUGAGGAAGCGAAGAAAAUUAAGGAAAAAUUCCGUGUCGACAUUGCCGGCGUGAUUGUGCAACACCUCAGCAGCUAUCGGAAGGACAACUGUCCGUUGGGUCGUAUCACCAACACGGAAGAUUUCAAGCAUCUUGCACGAAAGCUAACACAUUUCGUAAUGUUGAAGGAAUUAAAGCAUUGUGACAAUACUGUGCACGAACUAGAGGUGACGGAUUCCGUUAAAACGAAGGCCCGCGAAUUCAUCAAGAAGUACAUGGCCAAACAUGGCCCGAUUUACGUUCGUGGUGAAAACGAGCCGGAUUACUCAAAUGUAGCACUUUAA